This is a messenger RNA of Salvia splendens (bonfire salvia), 603 nucleotides long. RefSeq lists its product as uncharacterized. Lineage: Eukaryota; Viridiplantae; Streptophyta; Magnoliopsida; Lamiales; Lamiaceae. The record is from RefSeq and is a predicted model, not a curated record. The coding region runs from base 1 to 603 and encodes 200 amino acids. The transcript is spliced from 2 exons. Gene Ontology annotation, molecular function: nucleic acid binding.
AUGACAAAAGCUUCAGACAGAUACUACCUGUUGCCGGAUGAGGAUGAGCCUUACAGGUCUUGCAAGUCAAAAAGAUUUAUCACAAAGGUGAUGUUCAUGUGUGAUGUAAGUAGGCCACAGUUUGGCACAGAUGGUCAGACCAUCUUUGAUGGUAAAAUAGGCAUAUUCCCAUUCACAGAACAAGUUCCAGCCAAAAGGAAGUCCAAGAAUAGGCCAAGAGGGACAUUAGAGACUAAACCUAUACCAUCAGUUAACAAGGAAGCAAUGAGAGAAUGUCUCUUGAAUCAGAUUAUUCCAGCAAUCAAGGCAAAGUGGCCAGCCAAUGCAAGCAAGGAUAUCUAUAUCCAACAAGAUAAUGCCAAACCUCACCUAAGAUCUUUUGACUCACAAUUUGAUGAGCUUGCAAGUUCAGAUGGAUUUAAGUUCCAUCUAAUCAGCCAACCAGCUAACUCCCCAGACACCAAUGUAUUGGACCUAGGCUUUUUUAGGGCCAUUCAAUCACUACAAGAUGAUAAAGUAGCAACCAACAUAGAUGAAUUACUGGGUAAUGUCUGGAGUUCUUUUGAGGAACUCACACCACAAACUCUGAACAAUGUUUUUUAA